AUCUCGCGCCCGAAUAGUGUGUUUCACGCACCACCACCACCGCUGCCCGCCGACACGUUUUUUUCAGUUGCAGUAUUCAAAUGGGGCGGCAUCAGCAUUGUAAAUGCAUGUAAAUAAUUUUCGGUUCAGUAUAAAAGUGUAGGUGUUUGGUGGUAGGCAUUACAUUCCAAGGUUUGCUUCGGAGGUGUGCUGUAGCGAACUAACAAAACAAAACAUAGCGAUGUCUCGUUUUACGGUAAGGAUUCUUCUGUGGAUGAUAAAGUGCAGCGACUACCAGUGAUUGAGUUCAAAUAAAAUAAAUGAUUUGAUUUAAUGAAAAAAUAUAGGGUCAAAGUUUAUAAAAAAAAUGUUUUUCAGAUUCUCUUUGUCAUCGCUUUGGCGUAUGAAGCUUUCGGAGAAGGUGUGAAGAAAGACACCGUCGCUACUGAUUCCAAUGCUGAGCAGUCGGCAUAUUACGGUUCUAUCGCCGGCCACGGCCUAAUGGGCGGCGGCCUCUAUGGUGGCCAGGCCAUUGUCGCCGGAGGCCCCGGCCUCAUUAGCGGUGGUGCCCUCGUGGGCAGCGGCCAAGCCCUCAACAAUGCUGCUGCCGUUGGUGCGGCUCAACUCAGCGCCAUCCAGAACGCUCAGGCCGUCCAGGCCGCUAACAUCGCCAACGCGGCCUCCGCCGCUAUCCAGGGAGCCCGUGUGACCGAAGGUGCCGCCCGUGCUGGACAAGCCAACGCUAUCAACAACGCCAGGGCUUUGGAUGCGGCGCGCAUCGCCAACUUACAGAGGGCUCAGGCUGCCGCAUACGAGAACGCUAGGGCCGUAGAGGCAGCACGCAGCGCUGCUGCUGGAAGCGCUAUUGAGGCCGGCCGCGCCGCGGAGGCUGACCGUCUUGCCAACGCCGCCCGCUACCAGGGUCUGGCUAUCGCUCAGGCACGCGCCGUGGAAGCAGCUCGCAUCGCAAACGCCGCUCGCGCGCAGGCGUCCGCCGUCGCCGCUAGCGCCGCUCAAGCUCAGGCUGUCGCUGAUGCGGCCGCCAGACAGGCCCAGGCCGGAGCUCUGCUGCUCGGCGCUGGCGGCGUCGGUGUAGUAGGCGUAGCACCGGUAGCGGUCGGCGGCCUCGGUCUCGCUGGUGGCUCAGUGGCUGUUGGAGGUCCGGCGUACGGCUCUCUCGGCGGACUCGGCGGCUAUGGCGGCGGUCUCGUCGCCUAUGGCGGCGGCGUCGGCGCCUACGGCGGCGGCUGGGGCGGUGCUGGCAAAUGGCACUAAACGGAAAAUUUAAACAAAGCUCUUGAUUGGACACACACAUAGAUUCUACAUCCAUUUCGGCUUUCUCCGUAGAAAUGGUUGGCGGCAGAUCCCAAUACAACACGGUUGGUCAUGUAAAUAUUAAUACAAAUUUUAUCUUGUAAACCUUCGACUACCUACCAAUAAAUAUUACAAAAGCAUAGAG
Messenger RNA from Cydia strobilella, 1438 nucleotides. RefSeq names its product spidroin-1-like. The transcript has 2 exons. The coding region runs from base 313 to 1254 and encodes 313 amino acids. Lineage: Eukaryota; Metazoa; Arthropoda; Insecta; Lepidoptera; Tortricidae. The record is from RefSeq and is a predicted model, not a curated record.